AUGAUGGUUGCCAGAUAUAAACUCCGUAUAGUUGAGCCACCAAAACUACCCAUGGAAAAAAAACCCAACUCUGAUAAAGAUGGUCCAGAUUUUGAGCCCAACCUGUGGAUGUGGGCAAACCCCAACAUUCUCUUUUCCCCUGGAAAGCAGGAGGCCCCAGAAUCUAGUAGAAGAGAGGAUCUGACAAGCACACUCCCCUCCCCUCAGCCGUCCCCAAAAGAGGAAGACUUUGUCAACUACACAGAGGCCACAGUGAUGGAGUUGCUGCCACCUUCCUUCAGUGAGCAGUCUCCCCCUCAGAAGCGGUUUGCCUCUUCCCCCAGCAGCUGGGAGCUCACAGAAGAGGAGGAGGCAGAGGACCAGGAUGACAGCUCCUCUGUGGCUUUCUCGUCCCCUCGCAAAACGGCCCCCCUCCAGAGACGGAGGCCUCGGCAAGCCAACAGCCAGGAGGGGAAGCUCUGGUCCCGACCCCCUCUCAAUUACUUCCACCUAAUUGCACUGGCAUUAAGAAACAGUUCCCCCUGUGGCCUCAACGUGCAACAGAUCUACAGUUUCACUCGACAACAUUUCCCCUUUUUCCGGACGGCUCCGGAGGGCUGGAAGAACACCAUCCGUCACAAUCUCUGUUUCCGUGACAGCUUUGAGAAAGUGCCAGUCAGCAUGCAGGGUGGGGCCAGCACAUGGCCUCGAUCUUGCCUCUGGAAGUUGACUGAGGAGGGACACCGCCGCUUUGAGGAGGAAGCCCGAGCCUUGGCCUCCACUCAGCUGGAAAGUAUCCAACAGUGCAUGAGUCAGCCAGGUGUGAGGCCCUGUCAUAAGGGGGAGAGGGGGAGCCUGAAGGGAGGGGACCUGAAGAUCCUGACCUAAGGCUGAAUUGCAAGGAAGGAACCUGGGCCACACCAUAGGGAAUACCUUUUGUAGGAAGGGAAGAGGAUAGCAGUGGUCUGAGCCCCUAGGGUGGUGCCUGCCUGAGGUGGCACCCUGCACACAAGCAUGGGACUUGAGGUACAAGAAAUUGAUAGAGAAACAAUUAAGAUACACUUCGCCCUACUCAGAGUCCAGCAGCCUAGGGAAAUGGUGACCACACAAUGUCAGAAGCACGAUGUGAGGAUUGUAUGCAAAGGAGGCUUUUUCUUUUCCUGGACACCAGCUGGCAUUUGAGCUUUGACAGAAAAGAUCAUCUGCUGUGAGAGAGCAUUCCAGGCUUAGGUAACAGCAGCUGCAAAGGGCAGAUGGAUUCCUCUGACUCUCUUCUCUUACAGAUGUGAUGCCCUUCCUCUUUGACCUUUAAGUCCAAGAAGUGAGAGUCAGCCCAUGUCUUAUUAAAGUUACCUGCAGCAGCCUGGUGUGUGGGUGUGUGGGUAUGCAUGAUGUGUGGUCUCUGAAGAUCGGUGGAGGGGUGGAGGUGGAGGUCAGCUCUGAGGUUGAAAAUAAGAUGCCCUCAAAGCUGAUGGAUGCUCCAGAAGCAAUGGGGUGGUUGCCUGGUGUGCAGCAAAGAGAGCCCAUAUUCUUUCCUUAAAGGAAGAAAAUAUUCAACUCUCUUAGGAUCUUGGCAACCCUACUUUUCUGGGUUAUGAGUAUAGUCUUGGGAGAUGCUAGCUUGUGGCAGCCGGCCCAGCUAAAGGCCUAAGGAAGAACCACGCACUCACAGGAGUGGAUGUAAUCAGCUGGGAACAGUGAAGACAUCAUUUAUGGGGCAGUUGAAGGAAAGGCAAACCCUCAUAGGCCAUGAAGGAACAGUGACAAAGGUGAGAGGAAAAAUAUUUCUUGAAGCUGGUGGGCUGUACUCUCAUUUCCCCCAUUUAACCAUUGGGGUGGGAACUCAGAGCUGAGGUGCAUGGUCUCUCCCUGUGGCACUUGUCUCCACUAUCCCCUCAGCAGAAGCCAGAGCCCUUGUGGAUUAAGAGUCCUUUUCUAGCUGAGCUGUUGUAGUUUUCCUGGUGUGGGAGACCAUGUUCAGGGCAGGGCCAGCUGCCACCCUUGGAUGCGAAGGAAAUAUAGAGAUGCCUGGGGGAUAAGUAAUAAAAGAUCAAGGUUCAAAGCUGUGUCAGGAUGUCACAGACAUUCAGACAGUGCUUGAAGAUAGUACUGGAUUUCCCACAGGGCUGAAAUGACCAUUCUGAUUCUCUCUCCUGCUUUUCCCUCACCAGUGAACAGGCCUGCACAGGAAACAUGGCUCUACCUUCAGACACCCCGCUCUGGGGGACUGGGGAUCGCUUCUCUCCGGGGGUGGCAGUGGAUGGUGCUCGAGUCUUGAGAAUGGCUCCCCUUGUCCAGGGGGCUGCCAGAAAUCUGCAGUCAGUCAAGGUUGAGGCAGUCUCACUUCACUGUUCCUCCCUGCCCUGCUUGCUUUCUAUCAAUCAGCUCUGAGGUAGCUGCUUGCCACUGCUCCAGCAUCUUGGUUUCAGAAGAACCCCCCUCAGGCAGGCACUUCUCUUUGAGCUUGAGUGUCCUGAUCAGGAAAAUGAGUUAACAACACCUUUUUCUUAGUACCAGAGUGGAAAACAAGUGGGUGGAGUGGAGUGCCUACACUCUAGUGUACACAGCUAGUACUUCUCCUGGUUCAUGGGGGAAGCUAAAUCAGUGGUAGCUAUUUUAUCAUUCAUUGUGACAUCUAGUUAGGAAUCUCCUCCCUGUCCCAGGAUGCUGGUAGACUACUAACGGCCUUGAUCUACUUUUAACACUUGACAGCUCUUAGUGGUAGCCUGGACCUUACUGUUGCUGGCAACACUUUGCUUUUUUAUAUUUGACUCCCAGCUCUGCUCCCUCUCAGCAAAUAACCUGUCCUUUACUAUAUCUUCUUUAGUACUGGUUUUCUUAACAUUUCUAAACUUCAGCUUCUUUUUUAUGCAAAAUAGAGAUAAUAAAAAUACCCAGAUUUGAUUUGAGAACUAAGGACAAUGCGAAGUGCACAGUCCUGUGUCUGGCGUGUUAACAUCAAGUGCUUACAACUAGACAUCAUUCUACAUACAUUUGCAGAUUUAAACCAUACAGCCACCUUAAAGAGUAGACACUAUUCUCUUUGUGUCUUUGAGUGUGAUGGCUAUUAUAUUUGAGGAGUAGGCUUCAUUUCCUGUCCACUUAUUCACCCCUUAAUCCCUUGCAGUCUGUCUCACUGUGAAAUCCAACUGCCUCCUCCCUGGUCUCUGAAACGUGGUAUUGCUGAAAAAGCACAACCAGAUGAAAAUCUCUACCUUUGAAGAAAGGCCCCUGUUCAUUUGCUUGAUUUGCACAUUUCAGUAACACACAAAAUCCCUCCCUGGUCACCUCUCUAUCACCACCACCACCUUUGCUCUACCAGCUCCAGCUUGUGCAUUCACUCCCUAACAUGCACCAGAAAUAUAGUAGUGCUAGGCCAGGCGCUCUCACUAACCCUAGGGAGCAUUGUGGUUGCUGCAAGGAUUUGGGAGUGAUGUGGGCAUUAGAAGUCAGACCCAGGAGUGUCGGAUGUCCUCAGUACUGGAGGCAGACUUUCACCCUGAAGA
Molecule: messenger RNA, 3485 nt
Organism: Pteropus alecto (black flying fox)
Lineage: Eukaryota; Metazoa; Chordata; Mammalia; Chiroptera; Pteropodidae
Gene: FOXR1
Product: forkhead box R1
Exons: 5
Coding region: 1-867 (288 amino acids)
Biological process (GO): regulation of DNA-templated transcription
Cellular component (GO): nucleus
Molecular function (GO): DNA-binding transcription factor activity; sequence-specific double-stranded DNA binding
Source: RefSeq, a predicted model, not a curated record